Messenger RNA from Closterium sp. NIES-65, 417 nucleotides. Lineage: Eukaryota; Viridiplantae; Streptophyta; Zygnematophyceae; Desmidiales; Closteriaceae. The record is from the annotation of a GenBank genome assembly.
AUGUAUCUGGCAGCCUCGCCCCUGGCAUCCACGGGAGCCUCGGCGUUGAAACCAUCAGUAUUGAAGCUGCAGACGGAGACGGAGACGGAGGGGGGCAUGGAGGGGGGCAUGGAGGGGGGUAUGGAUGGGGGCAUGGAGGGGGGCAUGGAUGGGGGCAUGGAUGGGGGCAUGGAGGGGGGCAUGGAUGGGGGCAUGGAGGGGGGCAUGGAUGGGGGCAUGGAGGGGGGCAUGGAGGGGGGUAUGGAGGGGGGCAUGAAGGGGGGCAUGGAGGGGGUCAUGGAGGGGGGCAUGGAGGGGGGCAUGGAGGGGGGCAUGGAGGGGGGCAUGGAGGGGGGCAUGGAGGGGGGCAUGGAGGGGGGCACGGGAGCAUCGGCGUUGAAACCAUGGAAACCAGGCGAGGAGGAGAGAAGGGCAUGA